AUGAACUGCCGAAGACUUUUGUUACGCACUGUCAGAGAGGAGCAGAAACCUCGACAUCUAGAGGACAUUGUUCUUCCGGGUCAGCACUUCCCAACCUUUAGUUAUGACAUAUCAAAACUUAAAACCACAUCUACUAUAGGCUCAUUAUUGAAGACGUAG
This is a messenger RNA of Acaulospora morrowiae, 159 nucleotides long. NCBI's taxonomy places the organism in Eukaryota, Fungi, Glomeromycota, Glomeromycetes, Diversisporales, Acaulosporaceae. The record is from the annotation of a GenBank genome assembly.